Leguminivora glycinivorella is the source of this 3379-nucleotide messenger RNA. Its product is annotated as ATP-dependent RNA helicase DBP2-A. Gene Ontology annotation, molecular function: ATP binding; RNA helicase activity; RNA binding. Lineage: Eukaryota; Metazoa; Arthropoda; Insecta; Lepidoptera; Tortricidae. The coding region runs from base 157 to 2298 and encodes 713 amino acids. The transcript has a single exon. The record is from RefSeq and is a predicted model, not a curated record.
UCAACUUUAUUCAACACCCGAAACCCGCAUGUGUUUUCAAUAAUUAUUAAUUAUCGACAUGUUAAGAACUUGUUUUUAUUGUUAGCAGAUACUUGCUAGGUUAUCUAAAAGAAAUAUACGGAUACUCUAAAGGUUUGAUAUAUUCAUAAAACCAAAAUGGCAGACGACGAAUGGCAAGAUGAACCGGUCGGGGCGAUGUCCUCAGCACCCGUAUCUUCGGGAUACGACAGCCGUCCGCGAGGAGGUGGAAGAGGCCGUGGUGGACGCAGUAACGAUUCCAAUUGGAGAGCACGUGGCCCUCAGACCAGCAGUUACGACGAUCGGUACGACAACAGAGAUCGCCGGGGCGGCGGCGAUGGACGCAACGGCGAACGCCGGAAUUUUUCUCGGCAAGAUGAAGGUAACAGAAAAGUAAUUUCAGUUCCUUCCUCUAAGAUCGGUCGUGUAAUUGGUAAGGGCGGGUCCAAAAUUAAAGAUUUAGAAUAUGAUUCUGACGCUAAAGUAAAAAUCGGAGAUACUAGCGGCGACCAAACUGAUAUUACGCUGACGGGUACUGAUGAGGCUAUAGCUAAGGUAGAGGAUAUGAUUCAAGAUCUCGUCAAAGAUUAUAAGCCUUCUGGAUCACGUGAUUUGAACACCAGUAACAGCAGUAAUCAGUCUGGUGAGUUUCUUAAAAAAAAUGAAAAUGGUGUGGAAGUUAUUGACUGGUCUAAGUUGAAUUCGUUUUAUGAAGAGAGCCAGAAGGAACGCUGGAGCAAGCUACCACCGAUCAUCAAAGAUUUCUAUAAAGAAGACCCUAAAGUAGCUUCAACAUCCCCUGCUGAAGUCAGUCGUUGGCGUAAAGCAAAUCAUGAUAUUCAGGUAAAGAGAACUUUUGAUGACAAACCUGGGUUAAGGCCUAUUCCCAACCCAGUUCUGACAUUUGAACAAGCAUUCCAACACUAUCCUGAGAUUCUGGAAGAAAUUUAUAAACAGGGCUUUAAGCAACCCUCUCCAAUUCAAAGUCAAGCCUGGCCAGUUUUGCUAAGAGGUGAUGAUUUAAUUGGUAUUGCUCAAACAGGUACUGGCAAGACAUUAGCUUUCCUUUUGCCAGCUCUAAUACAUAUUGAAGGUCAAACUACCCCGCGAGAAGAGCGAGAAGGACCAUCAGUGCUUAUUUUAGCUCCCACUAGGGAACUAGCAUUACAGAUUGACAAAGAGGCGUCCAAGUAUCAAUACAGAGGUAUUAAGUCAGUGUGCUUAUAUGGAGGAGGAGAUCGUAAACAGCAAAUCAAGGUAGUGUCUAAAGGUGUAGACAUUGUCAUUGCAACUCCAGGACGACUAAAUGACCUGAUAAUGGCAAGGCACCUGAACAUUAUAAACUUCUCCUACAUUGUGCUUGAUGAGGCUGACAGAAUGUUAGACAUGGGCUUUGAACCUCAGAUCAGAAAAUCCUUGUUUGAUGUCAGACCUGACCGCCAGACGGUUAUGACCUCAGCCACCUGGCCCACAGGUGUGCGACGCUUAGCAGAGUCUUACAUGCAGGAUCCUAUACAGGUUAAUGUGGGUUCACUGGAUCUUGCAGCUGUUCAUACAGUUACACAAAAAGUUGUAUUCGUGGAGGAAGAUGAUAAAGAGCAGUAUCUUCUAGAUUUCUUAAACAACAUGGAGCCUACAGACAAGGUGAUAGUAUUCUGUGGUAAAAAGGCAACAGCAAACCACAUUUCUACCGAACUGGCAAUAAGAAACAUCAGCUGCCAAGCUUUGCACGGAGAUAGAGACCAGAGUGACCGUGAAGCGGCACUGGAAGAAAUGGUUGAUGGGACAGUAAACAUUUUAAUCGCCACCGAUGUCGCUUCCAGAGGAAUAGACAUCAAGGAUCUCACUCACGUCAUUAACUUGGAUUUUCCGCGUCACAUCGAAGAGUACGUGCACAGGGUGGGCAGAACCGGUCGGGCGGGAAGGACAGGUAUAUCACUAUCAUUGAUAGCGAGGAACGACUGGGCACACGCAAGAGAAUUGAUAAAAAUUCUCGAGGAAGCUCAUCAGGAAGUACCCGAAGAAUUGGAGCAAAUGGCUCAGAGGUUUGAAGCCAUGAAGUUACGUCGCGACGCGGGAGGAGGCGGGCGAGGGGGCCGCGGCGGCGGGCGCGGGCGCGGAGGGCGAGGAGGUUACGGCGGCGGCGGGCGCGACGGGGGCUACGGUGGCGGUGGCGGUGGCUACGGCGGCGGCGGUCGCGACGGUGGCUACGGCGGCGGUCGCGACGGUGGUUACGGAGGAGGUGGUGGUGGAUAUGGGGGGAGAAGGGACAGAUAUUAGUCUCUCUUCUUAAUGGGGACCCCAAAAUUGUCGCAAUCUGAGGAUGAUGUUAUGCUUUACUAAACAAGACAAAGUCUUCCACACUAAACUACAAAACACUUAAAAUAACAACUUAUCAUCUUAACUUGGGGAGGUAUUCCACCUGUCCGAUUUGUAUAUGAAUCACAUAAUUUUUUAAGCAAAAUUGACAUCAGAUCUGAUAAAGAAUGUGGACAAGUGGAAUACCACCCUUAGCUACUUUUUGGAAACUCCCUAUCCAUGCACUAUUAUUAUUACCAUCUUCUCAUUAAUAUACUUACCUAUAUACCUAGUUGUAAAUUUUUUGGACUGAAAAUAAGCCAGAGGCUUAAAAUAUUGUGAGUUAAUAAUAUUAUAUUGUUUGUUUUUGUUUUCCUCUUGUUGCAAGUCAAUGAAGAUGACUGUGAUCUAACAGUAGACUGUUAAAGCAAUGUUAUAGUUUAUAAGGUACACAUUAGAAUCAUGCAAUUCACGGCAAACUAGGCAGGAAAGGGUUAACAGAACUUGCAGAAUAAAAUAACAAUGUCUGUGCUUAGCUAACACACCGAUUUGAUGCUCUGUACGUAUCAGUCUACUCUCAAUACCUGACGCUAUUGCCAAGUAAGUUAUGUGGAUAAUUACGUUCCUAAUCUCUGAUAUAUUAAAAACCUGAGCAUUCUUCCCUUAUUUUCGUCUUCUCGUGACUGAGAAUUUUGUCACGUUCGGAACGUCGUGAAAAUGAGAAACAUGAUCACAUGAUCAAAAUAAACUAAGAGGAAAGAAUGCUAGGUUUAGUAUUUCUGUGAUUAGGAAUUUAGCUACACUUUUAAAUCUCUAUUAUGAAUUAUGAAGGGUGUUAUGUGACUAUCAUGAAUAUCAUGAUCAUAAAAUUCGUAAAGUUGAAAUCAAUAGUAUCAUUUCAAUAUACUUAUUUGAUGUGUAGGUGCAGUCUUUAUUUUUUUUAUAAUGCAAGUAUUUUCAAAUAAGUUUUUGCCACCUAAUUCGCCGUGAAAAAUGAGAAUGGUUCAGUACAAAUUCUUUAUAAGUUUAUAAACCACUGAGUAAUAAAAAAUAUUACUUUAAA